Molecule: messenger RNA, 204 nt
Organism: Metarhizium album ARSEF 1941
Lineage: Eukaryota; Fungi; Ascomycota; Sordariomycetes; Hypocreales; Clavicipitaceae
Exons: 2
Coding region: 1-204 (67 amino acids)
Source: RefSeq, a predicted model, not a curated record
AUGGCCGUCAUCAACACCGCGCUCGUGGCCCGCGAGGCCAUGCGCACGCUCGUCAAGCGCAAGAGCUGGCCUGCCGAAAAUGCCGGCGUCAUGGUCGUGUUCUGCAUCGUCUUUGUCGUUGCCGUCGGUCUCAUUGCCCUCUGGAUCACAAAGUUCCUCGCCCGCCGUAGGGAGGCCAGGGAGCGCGCCCAGAACAAGUACUAA